AUGAGGGUCAAGGGCGGGACCGGCGGCGGCGCGAGCCUCCACGGGCCGAGCCUCCCGACGCCGUACCAGCGAUGGGAAGCGAAACAAAACCUGGACCACCUGAAGACGAAGAUCAAGAAGGUGAACGCGUCCGUGGACAACAAGGGCACGACGCCGCCGAAGCACCUGGUCGUCAACGCGAAGAAGGCGCAGCUCGAGGAGGACCGCCUCCUAGAGAUCGAGUCGCGGAACAAGCUGCUGCUGCAUCACCUGCACAAGAUCGCGGAGAGGAAGGGCGUGGAGGGGUACGAGAAGUCGCCGAAGAAGAAGUCGCUGUUGCGAGGGCAGGCACCGGACAAGCCGAACACGAAGUCGCUCAACGCCAUCAAACGCCGCGAGGAGACGCUGAGGAUCGAGCGCGAAAACGCGCUCAUCCUGAAGCGCAUCCAGAGCCAGAACCACAAGCAGAGCGAGUUCAGCGUCGCGCGCAUGGAGAAGGAGUGGAAGGAGACGCUGGAGCACAGGAAGUACGCGUCGCAGUGGGUGAAGCCGCCGGAGUGA
Molecule: messenger RNA, 540 nt
Organism: Micromonas pusilla CCMP1545
Lineage: Eukaryota; Viridiplantae; Chlorophyta; Mamiellophyceae; Mamiellales; Mamiellaceae
Exons: 2
Coding region: 1-540 (179 amino acids)
Source: RefSeq, a predicted model, not a curated record